Akanthomyces muscarius is the source of this 1914-nucleotide messenger RNA. RefSeq lists its product as uncharacterized. The record is from RefSeq and is a predicted model, not a curated record. Lineage: Eukaryota; Fungi; Ascomycota; Sordariomycetes; Hypocreales; Cordycipitaceae. The transcript is spliced from 2 exons. Bases 1 to 1914 code for a protein of 637 amino acids.
AUGCUUGGCUGGAUGCUCAAGCGCGGUGACAACGCGUCCAACGCGAACGGUGACGUCGAUGAUGCAACGCAAAUCGAGCAGCCUGACACGCCAGCUCCUGUAUUCGCUGCGCGGGCAUUCAAAAGUGCCUUGUUUGGAAGCCCACGACGCCACGAUAUUCGGCCUGCACGAACUGGAAGGCGAGGCGCGACGACAUCGACCGGCGAUCGAGAGUCAAACACACCUUCAAAACCGGCUGGAAUCCUCUUGACACCCGGCACGGGAACCACGAGGCGAAAGCGAGUGUCUUUUGGAUACGAUGUCCCCGGCCAGAAAGAGUCUACAACGCGGCUAGACAACGCAGCCACCGAACCACAAAAGAGUGCAAGCUCCAAAACGGAGACUGCUACCACUGCGCUCGAUUCUCGCCCUGCCGACGACGAUGAAUGGGAGGAGGAUGAUGACGGCGAACUCAUGGUGAACGACAUGACCAUGGACCUCAACGAACCGCACUCGCAGUCUGGCAAGUACUGGAAAGAGGAGUUUGAGAAAUACCACGAGGAUGCCAGGAUUGAGCUGGAGAAAUUGCUCAAGUAUAAGCAACUUGCAAAAUCUUACGCCAAGCAACGGGAUGCCGAGACGAUGCAGCUGGUCGAGCGUCUGCGCGCCGAGCAGCUGAAGGUGCUCAGAAUGGAGAAGAUGAUUGUGGAGAAUGAAUCCAACAUUGCCUCUGCGCGGGAGGCGGAGGAUGGUGACGCAACAGUCGAGCUGCUAGACAAAUUGUCGUCGCAGACGACUUUGGCCACGCAAUACCGAGAAAAGGUGCAGAAACUAGAAACCGAAUUGGAGGAAGCGUUGCACGAUCGAGAGCAGAGAGCCGACGGGCAACGGCGGCGCCGACAGGGGAACGCGUCGCCCGCAACUCACAAGGCCCUGACCGAGACGCAGCGCGAGUUGCGACAGGCAAAGAGCCAGCUGCGAGAAAUGGGGUCACUGCGCGAUCAGGUCUCUUCGCUCAAAGCCAAGUUGCAAGCCGCUCGAGAACAGUCCACGAGCGUGAAAGACGCACCGAACGAGACGUCACGGACCAAGGAGCUACGCGCGCAAAUUAAGGCACUCAAAGAGGACUCGCUGAAGAAGGAUCAUGAGCUGUUGGUUCUCAGGUCCGAGUUUGACGCUUUUCGAAAGGAAUCGUCAACUCACGAUGCUGAAACUCGUGGUAUCUUGGAGCGCGCACAUUCCAAGAUUGCCGAGCUCAAGAAAGAAAUCAAGACUCUCAAAUCUAAGCAAGCAGAGAAGCCUCGGCCCCAGAGCUGGGAUCCGGCCGGAGAUGCUGGCCAGGCAGAUAUGGACGAUUUCAACGAUCAUAUUACUUCUGCCGAGCCUCGACGCAGCUUAGAUGCCGACCAACGUCGCAAGCCACAGCUUACCUCCAAAGAGCGAAAAUCGCGGUCCCUUCGCGAAAAGUUCCGCGAGGAUGCCCCUCCAAGCCCCGAGCGCGUACCGAUGGCACGGGGCGCACGCCAGGUAGACGACAAACCCCAGUGGCAGGAAUUCGUGCCCAGGUCCCCACGAAACCUGGAUUAUCUUGGCGAGGAUGUGGCCAGGCGUAUAGAAAACGGCGGCGUCACACCAGCGGCCGCGAAAACGAAGAAGGCGAUGAUGCCGUCUGAGCGCGACCGGGCAGAAAGACGACAAGGGGCGAGCAAAUCAGACGACGAGGACGCGAUUGACUUGCUCAGGAGCCGUUUUGCCAAGCUAGGCGGCCCGGAAGAAGGCGGGCAGGGCUAUGCCGGCAUCUCGAUCCCCGGUAGGAUCAAUCUUCCGCCAGAGCGCCGUGCUGCGGCGCUGGCGAGGAUCGAGAAGCGCAUGGCUGAGAAGAAGAGAGCGCGGGCGCGAAAUAUGGACAAGGAGAACAUACAGCCCAUGAGGUAG